AUGGCAGACCCUCUAAGCAUUGCCGCCUCCAUUGCAGGCCUACUGGCUGCAGCUGGAAAGGUCUACACCGUUGUAUCCGGGUUCAUCGACAGCACUGCAAAUGCGCCACAGUCGGCAGCGGCAACACUGGAGGCCGUUGGGGAGAUCAAGCUGGCAUUGUCUUCCGUUCAGUCCAUGAUAGACUCGCUUCAUCAUCUUUCAGCAUCUCGAAAAGGAUUGAUUCAACUAGAGCAUCUCGCUAUUAUCAUUACGAAUGCAGUCUUUACCCUCUCAAAGCUUGAAUCGCUCGUUUGCCAGAAGGAUGGCUUCCGCCACUCCAACGCUGAGGCGCUUCGCUGUUACGAUGAGAUGCUUGUCAAGAUGGAGCAGGUCCUCGAGCAGAACAGAACUCUCGGCCAACAUUUGCGGCUUAUGGAAGACCGAGGUCCUUUAGAUGUUCGAUCCGUCAAGUUCAUGGAUGACGCAAUGUCAAUCAUGUCCAGUCGCCGCUCACUACGCAGUAUGACUUCGUUACCAUUUUCAAGAGCCAGGCCAUCGUCGUCCAUGUCUUCGAGACAAGUUGAUUUUGCAAGAUGGGACUUUGAGAUUGCUCUUCAAAGGUCGAGAGUGUACAGUCGUUCUCACUCGAAUCAGUGCGACGUAUCUUACACAACGUCAACUGCGCCCACAAAUGCGUGGAGCAUGCUCUCCGGUCUCAGUCUAAAUGACAUCUCAGUCGUUUCUGCCUUCCGCCUACCCAUCACCCUUAAUGACAUACACUUGGUUGCCCCAGGGUCAACCUUCUCCGCCAUGUUCAUGGAUCAAGCUCUUCCUGUACGCCCGCAGGGAAGCAAGCUAUUGCGACUUCAGCUGACGCUCAUCAGAUUGAAUGACAUUUAUGUUGACCUCGAGCUUCACGAUACGACUGGAGUGGAGGAUUAUUCUUCUCUCAUGAAUAUGACAUGUUCGGAAGCAGACGUCUUCCUAUUUCUUUCGCGAAAAUACUCCGAUACCCAGUUUCAAUCAGUCGGGGAACGUUGGGUACCGGAGAUCUCUGGGAUCUUUCCUGGUGUUCCAUAUAUCAUCGUCGGCACUCAUGAAGGGCGUGAUGAGAAAAUUCGGGAUGAAGAUCUUGCCAAGUUUGCAGCAUCCUCCGUUCGUGGAAGAAAAUUGGCUGAAGCACUGGAGUCAGUCCGCUACGUGGAUUGCGACGUGGGAGAUGUACAAGCUGUUCAGGCCUUGAUCGGUCAGACAGUGAUAGCAGCAAAGAAGGUGAAGCUAUCAGUACGCAAACCUGAAGUUCCAGUUCGGGCUGCUGAAGCCGUAGACGCCAUAACUGAAGAAGAUCCAACCAUUGAGGAGACGCCACUAGAUAUCGAAGAGACUGGCCACCUGGUCUACGAAUACGGAAGCCUUUUCCGGUUCCACAAUGGUCGUUUGUUCCAACGAAACAACGAGCGGGGUUCUUGGGACGAAAUCAUUUGGACACAGCGGUGA
Messenger RNA from Colletotrichum gloeosporioides, 1476 nucleotides. RefSeq lists its product as uncharacterized. The transcript has 4 exons. Gene Ontology annotation, biological process: small GTPase-mediated signal transduction. Lineage: Eukaryota; Fungi; Ascomycota; Sordariomycetes; Glomerellales; Glomerellaceae. Gene Ontology annotation, molecular function: GTPase activity; GTP binding. The coding region runs from base 1 to 1476 and encodes 491 amino acids. The record is from RefSeq and is a predicted model, not a curated record.